AUUCUCUAAAUAACCAGGCCCACAUAAGAACUUUCGUUCCCAAAUCCCACGAGGCUCGCAUACAUAAACCCCACCCUUCCCAAUUGUCGGCCUAAGUUCCUAAUGUCAAACACGGUCCCGUUGAAGAAAACCCCCACCAAGCAAGCCUCAACCACCAUCUUUCCCAUUCAGCACUGCGAUAAAUUGAACAAAACCUCAAUUUAAUCCUGUUAGGUCUUAUAAUAAUUGAACAAAAAAAUAAAGAAAAAAUGAUAAACCUAUCAGCUACCCCACCACAUCGCAGCGGCGACAACUUUCGCUCUCACCACCACUAGCCAACCUCCUCUAUUUCUUUUUCCCAUGUUUUUGAUUCAACUAAAUAAAAUUCCACAUUGGGUUUUUCUUUGAUUCUUGAGAAAAAGACAAUAAACACCUAAGUCAAGUCAAGGGUUUGUUAGCCACUAUAUAAUUUAAUCACUACUGCAUCGUUACCGGUCCAUAUUAAUCAUCUUCUCUGAUAAUUAACAAAACUAAACAAUGUCAGGUGCAGGCGAAGGUGAAGCAGAAGACAUCUCCACCGUUGAUAACUAUCAGCGCCUCCAGAUUGCACCCAACCCUGACGGCACCAUCACCCGCUUGGCCAAAUUCCCAGAAAGCCCACCCACGUCCGAUCCCAAGCUUCCCACCCCAGUUCUCUCCAAAGACAUCCCCAUCAACGAAUCAAAAAACACCUGGGUUCGAAUCUAUUUGCCCCGCCACGCACUGGAUCAUUCCUCCUCCUCCAAGUUACCUCUCGUCGUUUUUUACCAUGGUGGAGGCUUCAUUUUAUUCAGUGCAGCCUCAACCAUAUUCCACGAUUACUGCGUCGGCUUCGCCACUGAUGUUCCCGUCAUCAUCGCAUCGGUCGAGUACAGGCUCGCUCCAGAGCAUCGCCUGCCAGCGGCCUAUGAGGAUGCAACGGAAGCGCUGCACUGGAUCAAAACCACCCCAGAUGAUUGGUUGAGAGACCAUGCUGACCUUUCAAAUACUUUCCUCAUGGGCAUCAGCGCGGGGGGUAACAUAGCCUACCACGCAGCACUUCACGCCGACGUUGACCGUCUCCAUCCGUUGAAGAUCCAUGGGCUGAUAUUACAGCAACCGUUUUUCAGUGGGACCCAGAGGAGUGGCUCCGAGUUGAGGUUGGCGAACAACCCCGCGUUCCCACUGAGCUGUUCGGAUCUGAUGUGGGACUUGUCGUUGCCUAUUGGGGCUAGUCGUGACCACGAGUAUUGCAAUCCGACGGUAGGGGACGGUUGUAAGAAGUUGGAUCGAAUGGCGGUUGGGUGGAGAGUUUUGGUGACUGGCUGGGAUGGGGACCCAUUGAUCGACCGUCAGAUUGAGGUGGCCAAGAUGUUGGAGGAAAAUGGUGUACACGUGGUGUGCCAUUUUGCUGAAGGAGGUUACCAUGGGGUUGAUAUUAUUGACGCCUCCAAGGCCGAGGCACUGUUUGUGGUUGUUAAGAAUUUCAUAUUUUCUCAAUCGGCUAGUUAGAAAAUGGUGGUUGCUUGCUUUUUAUUACUUCUGAAUGUUGCAAAAUAAAUCAUAAUGAUGUAAGAACUUCUAUAACGUAUGUCAAUAAAAUGAACCACAAUGUUAUCGAUA
Molecule: messenger RNA, 1620 nt
Organism: Prunus persica (peach)
Lineage: Eukaryota; Viridiplantae; Streptophyta; Magnoliopsida; Rosales; Rosaceae
Product: probable carboxylesterase 120
Exons: 1
Coding region: 517-1509 (330 amino acids)
Molecular function (GO): hydrolase activity
Source: RefSeq, a predicted model, not a curated record